UCAGAAAGGGCGGGACGCAGAAAGGCAAAACAAAUAGUAAGACAUGAAUCCCGGGGACAGUUCAUCUAGACCUCGGCGAAAUCAAAUGGAAAGACAACGAAGAAUACGGAUGAGAGCUCUUGUUUCCCAGCUUGCCUCUCUCAUACCUAACACGGAGGAGACACUGUCAUUACCUGCUUUGUUGGAUGAAGCCACUUCUCACGUAAAGCGACUGAAACACCAUCUGGAAGAACUGAGGAAAAGGAGGGAACAACUCCAAGUCCAAGGUGAUGAUACUGCCAUGGAAGGCCCGAGUGGUGGUCUGACGUUGCCAGUACUUGCCAUAACAGAUAUGGGUUCAGUUUUGGAGGUCAAUUUGAUAACUGGGGCGAAUAAGAGCUGCAUGUUUUAUGAAAUUUUCAGCGUUCUUCAAGAAGAAGGUGCUCAAGUUGUCAGUGCUAGCUGCUCAACUGUGGGUGCCAGGAUCUUCUAUUCGAUUUAUUCUAAGGCUUUAUAUGCAAGAAUUGGCAUAUGUACUUCAAGAAUAACAGAAAGAUUGCAGAAUCUGGUGCAUCAUUUUGCUUAGCAUGACUUGAUUGAAACCGAGAUGGGCACAAGAUGAUCAAAAAUGUUAGGGAUGGCUCCGCCGAUGUGGAUCAAAUAAAAGUUAUAUGCACUUUAUAUUAUUGCAGUCUAGACAAACAGAAAAAGAAAAAAAAAACUCAGUUUUGGUGAAUGUUACAGAUAUUUUCUGCUAAUUUGUUGGCCAUUAAUUUGGUGUUAUUUUUCUUGUACUUUUAUCCUAG
This is a messenger RNA of Ilex paraguariensis (yerba mate), 785 nucleotides long. Lineage: Eukaryota; Viridiplantae; Streptophyta; Magnoliopsida; Aquifoliales; Aquifoliaceae. The record is from the annotation of a GenBank genome assembly.